ACCUCUGAAAUUUGGUGGAAGAAAUGGCAAUGCCACUAUCUUCAACUUUUUUUCAUUAUCUAAUUCAUUCUUGAACUUUAAUUCUUCUAUAAAUUAUUUGCUUUUAUUUAGCUAGCUAGGUACUUAUCUGCACAUUAUUGCUAGCACCACUACUUCACAUAAAUACAACUUGAGUGUUAUGCAGCCCAAAGCUUCUGUAAGACUAAGAACCAUGGCCAUUGCUAACCUUCUUAGUGUGUUUUUGGUGAUGGAGAUUAUUGCAAGUGGCUUUAGAUUUGGAGCAAAUGGGCUAAGCAUGAACUACUACAUCAUGAAUUGUCCAUUUGUUGAUCCAAUUGUGAAGAACACAGUUCAAAGAGCUCUGCAGUCUGAUCCUACCUUAGCUGCUGGUCUUGUCAGAAUGCAUUUUCAUGACUGUUUCAUAGAAGGAUGUGAUGGGUCGGUUCUCAUUGAUUCAACAAAGGGUAACACAGCAGAAAAGGAUUCUCCAGCGAACUUGAGCUUGCGCGGCUAUGAAGUUAUUGAUGAUAUAAAGGACCAGCUUGAGGAUCAAUGCCCAGGCGUUGUUUCUUGUGCUGAUAUCGUCGCAAUGGCUGCAAGAGAUGCGGUGUUUUUUGCUGGAGGUCCUUUUUAUGACAUACCAAAGGGAAGGAUGGAUGGUAGGAGGUCCAAAAUAGAAGAUACCAUCAAUUUGCCAUUUCCAACCUUCAACGCCUCGGAGCUCAUUAGGGCCUUUGGGCAACGAGGCUUCAGCGUGCAAGAAAUGGUUGCUUUAUCUGGUGCGCAUACACUUGGAGCCGCGAGGUGUGCAUCCUUCAAGCAGAGAUUGACCAGUCCUGAUCCAACUUUGGAUUCAAGCUUCGCGCAGACAUUGUCCAAAACAUGCAGUGCAGGAGACAAUGCAGAACAACCCUUCGACGUGACAAGGAACACCUUCGACAACGUCUACUUCAAUUCAUUGGUUAGGAAAAAUGGACUGCUUUUCUCUGACCAGACACUGUAUGCAACUGCCAAAACCAAAGGGAUUGUGAAUGGUUAUGCGAUGAACCAAGCCAUGUUUUUCCUUGAUUUUCAACAGGCAAUGGUGAAGAUGGGCACCCUUGGUGUUAAAGACGGCUCGACAGGUGAAGUGAGGGUAGAUUGUCGCAAAAUCAACUAAGCCAUAGUUCUGUAUCAAGAAACAAAAAAAGUACCAAUUUCUCUUUUGUUUGUGUUGAGAUGAACAUAUAGUGCUAUUUAUUGUUGUAUGAGUAUGACAAGGAUAAUGAUCAUAUGAUAGUAGAAUGUGAGGUAUGAGUCGGAUUGAGUUCUUCUAAAGCUGGCAAAUGACUCAUCCUCCUGUAUUGUAAUAUAAUGAGUGUGAAACUUUUGUCUUAUCAAUCAAAACAUUAACAUGUCUCAUCUUU
This is a messenger RNA of Tripterygium wilfordii, 1406 nucleotides long. RefSeq names its product peroxidase 47. The record is from RefSeq and is a predicted model, not a curated record. Gene Ontology annotation, biological process: response to oxidative stress; hydrogen peroxide catabolic process. Gene Ontology annotation, molecular function: heme binding; peroxidase activity. Bases 179 to 1159 code for a protein of 326 amino acids. The transcript is spliced from 4 exons. NCBI's taxonomy places the organism in Eukaryota, Viridiplantae, Streptophyta, Magnoliopsida, Celastrales, Celastraceae.